CUUCCCGCCUCCACCCGUCCAACGUACUUCGUUUUUGAAGAAACAUGGCACUUGCAGCACACCUGAAGCAAGAUGACAUUGCUGCAGCUAUCCAGGCUUGUCAAGCCCCAGGGACUUUCAACUUCCAGGCAUUCUUUGAACAUGUGGGCCUGCUAGGUAAAGCUGCUUCCGACGGGGAGAAGGUGUUCAAGGCCCUGGACCAGGACAAGAGCGGAUUCAUUGAAAAAGAGGAGCUGAAACGCUUCCUCCAGAACUUCUGCCCGAAGGCCAGAGAGCUCACAGAGGCCGAGACCAACACUCUCCUGGCAGCUGGAGACAGUGAUGGAGACGGCAAAAUUGGCAUGCAAGAGUUUGCUGCUCUUGUAAAGGCUUAAAUUUUCAUCCGACCAAGACCCUUCAAAUAUCAAGGAACCAGAACUCACGACAGCUCACAUCUUUCUCAGCCGAACAUUUUUUUUAUAUGAUCUUAUUUAUGACUGACUUUGGACAGUUGACUCAGUUUUGAGUACAGUGUCUGGAUGAGGGUUCUGGUUGUGUUAGUUGGAUGUUGUAUUUCAAGCCCACUGGCUUGUGCACAUGUACAAUCUUGAAUGCACUUCUGGGGAAGAGUGAAAAACGAGGAAUAAAUAUAGUUUUGGUGUA
Molecule: messenger RNA, 642 nt
Organism: Sinocyclocheilus grahami
Lineage: Eukaryota; Metazoa; Chordata; Actinopteri; Cypriniformes; Cyprinidae
Gene: pvalb5
Product: parvalbumin 5
Exons: 5
Coding region: 45-374 (109 amino acids)
Cellular component (GO): cytoplasm
Molecular function (GO): calcium ion binding
Source: RefSeq, a predicted model, not a curated record